Messenger RNA from Sclerotinia sclerotiorum 1980 UF-70, 819 nucleotides. RefSeq lists its product as hypothetical. The record is from RefSeq and is a predicted model, not a curated record. The coding region runs from base 1 to 819 and encodes 272 amino acids. The transcript has 2 exons. NCBI's taxonomy places the organism in Eukaryota, Fungi, Ascomycota, Leotiomycetes, Helotiales, Sclerotiniaceae.
AUGUCAAAUAGCCCCAACAGUCCCACCGUGCGUCUACAAGAAGACCACGAAGGUCUCCAAGUCGUACCAGACGAUGACUGCAACGCCCGAUCCGAAGAAUCACCCAUGGACAAAGAUAUAAAAUUCCAACCGUAUUCCGCGGGAGCUGCAUACGGUGGCACCUUGAACGUCAGUGAACCCGGUUAUAAUGUCCCUCUAGGGCUGGAAUCACCUCCUCCGGCUUUCCACCUCAUAAAUGAAUAUAAAAUCAGUAAUAAUAAUACCCUUACCUAUCGAAGAUUCACCACCUCCCGAAAGCCUCAAACAGAAACUUCCUCGACCUCCUCAUCAACAGGAACAACAAUCUCAUCCGCGGCCCCCUCAACCACUUCCCCCGUCGGACAAACCUGCGUCAACGGCACCGGACCAGGAAACUACCUCGGCCUCUGCAACUUCUCCUGCAACUUCGGCUAUUGUCCCUCUCCCUGCACCUGUCUCCAAUUCUCUACCACCGCUAUCCCCGCUCCUCCUAUCACCAACACCCCGGGAUUUCCCCUACCGGGCGAAAAUGCAGAUUAUACCGGUUUAUGCAGUUUUACAUGUAAUCAUGGAUAUUGUCCCGAAGGGGCUUGUACUACUGAUUCCUCUGCAGCUGGAGGUAGAAAUUCGUCGGUUACUACGGCUGCUGCUGUGGUUUCGACGCCUAGUUCGGGUUCUUCGUCGUUGCCGGGUUCGAGUGUGGAGUUGUUGACUUUGACGCCGCCGACUAGUACGGUGGUGGUUACGUUGUUGGGGUCGGUGACUAGUACGGUUGUUGUGGGGCCGAGUUCGACGGGUUAG